AUGGGAGCACUAUAUUUUGUGGUAGCGGAGCUGACCUAUUCGACUAUGUUUGGUAUCUUGGCCUUUAUGCCAAAUGACUUUCCAUUGGUGUCACGGUUAGUAUUUGAUAAGCGUUUAAAUGUCAUUUUGAUUGUUUUGUAAAAGAUAUGUACUCGACUGGUCGGAAGAGUUACUAGAUUAAUUUUUCGAUAUUUGUCAGGUAUUUCUUACUGAGUAUAUUGUACAAAAAAUUUUACGUUUUUAGAUCGCAUAGAAAUGGCACAAUGAAUUUUUUGAAAAAAAAACAUAAUUUUUGAAAUUUUUUUAUUUUUUAAAAUUUUUUAAAAAUUUACUGUGCUAUCUUACUGUGACGUAAAAGUUUGAAACUUGCAGCAUAGGAUGCUUGUAAUGUGUGCUUUAUAUGUAUUAAGUUUGGUGUUUUUAAUAGCUUUAGUUUGUAAGAUAUGGCAGGUCAAUGUGGGGUACCUACCUUGGUACAAUUUUUUAAAAAAUUUUUGAAUUUAAAGUUGAAAUUUUAAAACCAAGUUCAAUUUCAGAGAGUACCACGAUGGCCUGUACUACCCAAUCAGCUACUAUCUUUCGAAAGUUUGCUCAUUUUUGCCACUGUUCACACUGGAUGGCCUGAUCAUGAUGACGAUUUCCUUUGUCAUGAUCCUCUUCAAUGGCUCAGUAAAAACGUUGAUGCAGAUCCUAGGAUCGGGUGUGCUAAUCGAAUGGAGCGCAGCGGCAUGUGGUGUGAUGUUAUCCACAAUAUUUCCAUCGUAUGCAAUCGCCAUGAGCGUAGCGGGCCCAUUGAUCACGGUAUUAUCAUUGGUUGGUGGAAUCUAUGCCAAUGUGGGACAUUUGCCAGUGUAUAUUCGAUGGAUGCAGUACAUUAGUUGGUUUAAGUAAGGAAUUUUUGGGCUUAUGAUAGCGAUUUCUUGGUUUAAACCGGAAAUUUUUAGGCUUUUGAUAAAUAAAUUAUGUUCUUUUAGGUAUGGAUUUGAAGCCUUUUCUAUAUUCGAAUGGCUGGAGGUGGAAGAAGAUGGUUGUGUGGUACAGUUGAGAAAUGUGGUGAGCUUUUGGCACUUUUAACCUUUAUCUUGUCUCUUUCCACUUCAAAAUUUGAAUUUUGUUUUUUCCGCCAAAUAAUUAAAAGUUUUUAAAUUAUAAGGACACGUAUUUGAUUUUAAAAGCCAAAAAAAUGAAUUUAAGUUUAAUCUUAUCACUUUUGACAUUGCAGAGUCACCUCGCCCUAGAAGGAUCAGACCAACGAAACGUUACCUGCUUAUCGGCCGAUGACAUUCUCGACCUGUAUUCACUGAAAAGAGAGAAUAUCUACUUGGAUAUUGGUGUUCUACUCGGAUUCAUUGUGUUCUUCUACACGAUCGGCCUCUUCUCACUCUAUAUUAGACUCAGAUUGUCACGAUAA
Messenger RNA from Bursaphelenchus okinawaensis, 1411 nucleotides. Lineage: Eukaryota; Metazoa; Nematoda; Chromadorea; Rhabditida; Aphelenchoididae. The record is from the annotation of a GenBank genome assembly.